ACUUCACACACUGUUUAAGAGCAAGCCAGGAAGCAGGAAUUGCUCUUGCUUAUUACUUGCAUCUGCUCUGCCUCUGCGCACUCUUAAACUCCCAUAACAAAGCCAACUUCUGCCACUUUAUGCAUUACUCCACCUUGUAAAAUGCGUGCGACUUGAGUUAGUCAGUCAAGCUAAGGAGGAGAGCUUCCGUCCAAAGUUUCAGACUCUAGGACAUUAUGAGAUGUAUGAUAUGAACACGUAUACGAAACGUGUCAAAUCCAGUGGACUGAAAUACUGGACUCAAGCCAAAACCAAGUCAAUAGUUGUGAUUGGAUCAAAAUCCAGACUUUUCUGGUAAAGUUCGCAGGGUCCAGACACAGCAUUAGUUAAGAGUCAUCAGAAUAUCCAGAUUCUCAAAAAAGCAAUUAUGAGUUAUCUUUGCUAUCCGCAAGGGAAUAAUGCAAGGAAUAAUAAUCAAGACCAUGAGCGUCAAAUUACCGAGAAUGGUCGAGUUGAUGCACUGAAUCAAGGAACAACGACAUUUGUUUGCUCAGCACUUGUAUUGGUGUGCGUGUUCUCGGUAUUACUGGAUCCCUUGUUCUUUUACCUUCCUGUAAUCAAUGAAUCAAAGAAGUGCAUUGGGUUAGACAAAAAGUUGUGGACCACAGCUCUGGUUUUGCGAUCUGUCACUGAUUUCUUUCACUUAAUGCAUAUUUGUUUCCGAAUUCGCACUCGUUAUAAACAUGAGGAACCACUUUCAAAAAGAGAAAAAGAAGAGGAACCUACCAAAACUUGUAAAGAAGCUUGGAGGCGUUUUUGGCCGUACUUCCUAUUCCUAAUCGACAUUCUGGUUAUUCUUCCCGUCCCACAGGUGGGACUUCCCAUUAUCUUAUCAGAAAUGAGAAGCAAGAAGAGAUCUUCAAAUAAAGUAAAAUUCUUGAACUCUGUUCUUCUCUUUCAAUAUGGACCUAGAAUUCUUCAAAUCUAUCUGUCCUGGAAGAAGUUGAUAAGAAGUGCCGAGCGUGUUGAUAGAACACUAUGGGUCAAAGCUAUAUUGAAUUUCUUUCUAUACAUCCUUGCUGGUCAUGUAUUGGGAGCCUUUUGGUAUUUUUUCUCCUCUCAACGAUUGGCAGCUUGCUGGCACAUAGCGUGUAAAAAUCAUAGUGGAUGUGUUCAUAGUUCUUUUAACUGUGACCACAGCUUUGGAAAUCUCUCUUAUAAAAAUCUCUCUUUUAUAAGUGAUAUAUGUCCUAUAAACCCACCAAACUCAACGACCUUUGAUUUUGGAAUAUUUGGUGAAUCCCUUCAGUCUGGUACCUUAGAAUCUGAAGAUUUUCCACAAAAAUUAUUUUUUAGUUUCUGGUGGGGCAUGCGAAAUCUAUGUUCUUUUGGGUCAAAUCUCCAAACAAGUGACUAUAUAUGGGAAAACUGCUUUUCACUUAGCAUUGCCAUCUUUGGCUUGUUACUAUUUAUAUAUUUCUUGGGAAAUUUGCAGAUGUACAUGCAGCGAAGAGCUUCAAAAUCAAUUAAAAAAUAUGAAGAGAAGAAAGGACACAAGGUGGGGGGAAAUUAUGAAGAAGAGAAGAAAGCACUUGAGGAGAUGAUCAGAAAAUGUGAAGAAGAAAAGAAAGCACUCGAGGAGAUGAUCAGAAAACGUGAAGAAGAGAAGAAAGCACUCGAGGAGAUGCAUGAAGAAGAGAAGAAAGCACUCGAGGAGAUGAUCAGAAAACGUGAAGAAGAGAAGAAAGCACUCGAGGAGACGAAAGUUGUGAAAUCAAGUAAACGAAGGAAAAGACAAGAAGCAAACAUUGAAUUGUGGCUUUCCAAGGAAAAGGUCCCUACAGCAAUGAAAAGCCGUAUAAUUGAGUUCAUACAUAACAGAUUUGACGAAGACGAAGAUGUUAAUGUGGAGAACCUGAUCCCUGAUCUUCCUUUGAAACUUCAAAGCGAUGUCAAGCGCCAUAUCUGCUUAAAUCUGCUAAAGAAUCUCAAUGUCAUAAAAAAGAAUGACUUGACUAAGCAUCAACAACUUUUGCUUAACAUCUGCAACUCACUCAAGCCAAUGUUCUACAACGAGCAAAGCUACAUUGUUAAGGAGGGAGACCCAAUUGAUGCGGUAUUCUUGAUUACGUAUGGCAUUGCAUGGACCUAUCCAAGCAGUAAUAAUGGUGAAGGAAAGCAUGUUGAGUGUCUUGAGAAAGGUCACUUCUUUGGAGAAGAACUUCUUGAAUUGCUUUGGAAUCCUUCCUCUGUCAACGUGUUUAACCUAUCCAAACUCCCCGUUUCCUCCAAAACCCUCAAAACCCACACGAAAGUGGAAGUCUUUGCUUUGAUGGCCAACGACUUGAAGGAUAUUGUCGUAGCUUCCACUCAAGGAAUCUUGCUCCACGAUCAGAAUCCAGUAGAGCUUGAUGUUGUUGUUGAAUCCAAGGAAGCUUCUAUUUAAUUUACAUUGAGUUCGGUGCUGCAAUCAACCAAGUGUUGGUGCUUCAAGAAAACUUCUGAAUCUAGUAGUACUUGACAUUGUUGUUGAAAAGCAAUGGAUUGUUUUGAUGUCUUUCCUAUAUAAAGAUUUGUUUUUGGAGUAAUACUACAGACACAAACUAUUUUAUAACAUUUUGUAAAAAUGUUGAUGUAGUCAAUUUCUUAUUGGUUUUCA
Quercus lobata is the source of this 2638-nucleotide messenger RNA. RefSeq names its product cyclic nucleotide-gated ion channel 1-like. The record is from RefSeq and is a predicted model, not a curated record. The transcript is spliced from 11 exons. Gene Ontology annotation, cellular component: membrane. Gene Ontology annotation, biological process: monoatomic ion transport; transmembrane transport. Gene Ontology annotation, molecular function: monoatomic ion channel activity. Bases 407 to 2425 code for a protein of 672 amino acids. NCBI's taxonomy places the organism in Eukaryota, Viridiplantae, Streptophyta, Magnoliopsida, Fagales, Fagaceae.